UAUUUCUCUUAGGGCAUGUCAAAUGGUAAAGCUGCAAUUAACAGUGUCUUUUUUGUGUUGCAGUUCCACCAGUACCAGGUUGUUGGGAGGAAGCUCCCUAUGGCAUCUGAUGAGCACCCCAAGAUUUACCGAAUGAAGCUCUGGGCCACCAAUGAGGUUCGCGCCAAGUCGAAGUUCUGGUAUUUCCUGAGGAAGCUGAAGAAGGUCAAGAAGAGCAAUGGCCAAGUGCUUGCCCUUAAUGAGUCAAUGUUGUUUUGCGGUGGGGAAGUGGUUCCUCCUCAACUCUCCUCCUGGCGAAAUCCAAUUUGUUGCCAAAGAUGUGAAGGAGGCUGCGUCAAAGGCACCCCCUCGAAAUGACCGGUUGAAUUGGAGACUGUUUCGUUUUGAUGAAUUUUGGGCUCUCACAUGUACGUCUGCGAAAUUGCAAACCUUUCUUUUGUAUUGGGGUUCCAAUUUUCCAAAAUCAGUUCUCCCUAAGGUGAUAAGUUUUUUCUCUCUUUUUUAAUUUUUACUCUGAUGUCUCUGUCCAAAACAAUUUUUUUUUCAUAGUACGUUUUGUGCAAUGUACAGAUAUAUUAUAGGAAUGAAUCUGUCUUUUCAACAAACAGCAAGAGUUACAUAUUAUGCGAGUACUUUACUCCACCAGUUUUAGAUUGAAUUUAUUUUUUUAUAACAUAUAUCCUUUUAAACUCAACAUUUAAUUUUAUAUUUUCCCAAGAAAAUGACACAAUUUUUGGUACAAUUUUCUUCCGAUAAUUGGAGUAGGCAAGUAGCAAAGGAUAAACUAUCAAAAUAGCUAGGUUUAAUAUAUGCUAGGAAUGUCUCAUUGGUCAAGUGUCAAUAAAAUCUUUGUUUUUGUUCUCAAUUACUGUUUACACCAUGCUUGAACCCAAAGUAUAAGAUGCGAUGAUAAUUGAAAUGCCUAGAGACCAAUCCUGCUUCUGAUAUUUUAUUUUCAACUGAUUUGCUUAGGAAAAAAGGCAUAAUUUCAUUGCUCACUGUUUACACCAUGCUUGAACCCGAAGUAUAAGAUGUGAUGAUAAUUGAAAUGCCUAGAGACCAAUCCUGCUUCUGAUAA
Molecule: messenger RNA, 1078 nt
Organism: Prunus avium (sweet cherry)
Lineage: Eukaryota; Viridiplantae; Streptophyta; Magnoliopsida; Rosales; Rosaceae
Source: RefSeq, a predicted model, not a curated record